Spizellomyces punctatus DAOM BR117 is the source of this 2334-nucleotide messenger RNA. RefSeq lists its product as uncharacterized. The coding region runs from base 819 to 2216 and encodes 465 amino acids. Lineage: Eukaryota; Fungi; Chytridiomycota; Chytridiomycetes; Spizellomycetales; Spizellomycetaceae. The transcript has 6 exons. The record is from RefSeq and is a predicted model, not a curated record.
UUGGAAUUCUGCAAAUGUUUUGGCGUUCGGCUUGUGUCACGUGUCGGUGGCAAUGAUUUGCAAUAUCAAUGUGAUUGUGCCACCACCGCUCAAACGUUCAAAAGGUGUUCUGGUGCGAAUAGUCCAAGAAGUACGUUGGCUUGAGAGGAGAUGGAUAUCAUGCAAAGGUCUUUUAAUACGGUUCUUGUGCAUGGCAAGGAGAGUCAAGAUCUGCUGUCUCUUUUGAAGCCUAGAGCCAGUAUGCAGAACGUGUAAAACCUGUCCGUCAAUUAGAACACCUCGUAUCAUAGGCUUCUCAGUGUAUUCCCAUGUAAUCAAACCUCAACAAGGUGAUAUAGCCCAAGAUGCAACGUCCUGCAAGGUGCUAAAGGGUACCCAAUGGUGCUGAACAUGGAUGAAUCUCUCCAAGCAACUUUUAUUCCAAUGUUUCAAUUAUAAUGUGGUGGAUCAUUCUCUAAAGAGGGUCAUGAUCCAUGUUCGCUUCCUACUUCCCAUUGAAUCCUUUCUUGAGUCCAUCCUUUGGCAAUUCACCUUUUGCUCUUCCAUCUCUCUUCCUCUCCUCCCCUCCAUCUUGAAGGAAAACAAACAAGAAAGAAAACGCGACACAAAUUCUCAGCCAAAUAUCCCAUUUUGAAAUUUCAAUCAAUAAGCAACUUUAGGAAAGUUGCGGUCAGAGCGAAGCUUUCUGAGCAUUCUUGGCCUUUGUCGACUUUUUUACCCGAUUCUUCUUGUUUAAAUAACACCAGGAGGUUUCUCUUGUCUCCCAUCUGUAAACCUCAUCGUUACUCACUUCCCAACCAAAAACCCUCCAAUCUCCAAUGCUCACAGCGGUCUACGCGACCCUGUAUGCCCUCUCUGUGGGGUUAACAGGGCUCCUGUGCGUCUUGUCCCAACUUCCUUCUCCUGCAAACAGUUCAAGGAAAUAUCGUUUCAAUGUCCUGAUUCUAUCAACUUUGAUAACCGAAUUUCCGCAAGUGUUUCUCUUUUUUAAAUUCCUCAUCCUCUACUUUGCAACCAAAGUCGGAGUAUUCGAACUUGCAUACUCGAACUGGCUGUAUCGCCUUGAUAUCGUCGUCUUUCUGACCAUCUGGGGAUUAUUUCUUCAAUGCUAUUUCGCCCGUUAUGUCGUGGAGGAACAGACCAAAGUUUUUCGGGCUGCGGAUUCGCAUGAUCCUCCGGGAUUCUUUCACCUCGGCUAUUGGUUUCGCUUGUUAAAUCCCUUUUGGUCGGCCAGAAAUGUCAUGGUCCAUCCCGACAUUGUUUACGCCUCUGAGGAAGAGUUGAAACAAGCCGGUCCAGCCGCGGAACCCUACAUGUCCUUGGACGUCCACAUCCACCCAAGCUAUCCCCGGCACCGCCCAGUCCUCAUAUUCAUACACGGUGGCUCCUGGUCGAUGGGCGAUAAAACGAUUUCCCCACCAUUCAUCUCUUACCUCGCCCUUAAGCGCUGGGUCGUCGUCUCCGUAAAUUACCGGCUUUCGCCGCACGCCAAAUACCCCGAUCACCUCAUUGAUGUCAAACGGGCCAUUAGGUGGGUUAGACAGAAUAUUGGGCGAUACGGAGGUGACCCAAAUUUUGUUGCGUUGGCCGGUAACUCUGCCGGUGGACAUUUGGCAGCCAUGGCAGCCAUGACACAAAACGACCCGUUCUACCAACCCGGCUUUGAAUCUGUCGAUACAUCUGUUCAAGCAUGUGUUGGCAUCAAUGCCGUUCUUGAUUUGACAAACCACAAACGCUACUGGAGACAUAAAUUCCAGGACUGGUUUGCGAAACAGAUUUUGGGCAAGGAAGAAGGCUUCACCCCCAAUGAAGAAUUCCUCAAACUCUCGAGUCCAGUCAUCCUAUUGAAGCAGAUGGAGGCGGAGCGGAGAAGGAGUAACGCCGCCAGUUUGGGAGAAAAGGUGACGGCCGCGGAUACAAAAGAGGAAGGAUCCAAAAUGCCUAAAGCUGUCAAUGGGACAGAACAGUUGCCUCCCUUUUUACUGUUCCACGGCCGCGCCGACAUUCUCGUCCCAUUCCGUUCCGUUCGCGAUUUCGUCCAAAGUUACAAGAAGAUCUCCAAAGAGCCAAUUUGCUAUGUGGAAUUCCCUAAUGCAAAUCACAUGUACGAUAUUCUUUCUGCCCCACGUGCCCACUACAUGGCAUACGGCAUCGAGCGCUUCUUAGGUAGAAUGUAUGAACGUCAUAUCGGAGACAGACAUAUCAAAAAGGAUUAGCAUAGAUUAGGUAGAUCAUUGGGGGGCUUUUGGAGCACUUGUGGGGUAUUGCCUCAAUUUCACGGGUCAAUAGUGGGACCCAAGUAUUUAUAGAGGACUUAGAAUCCACUCUCACGCA